ACUAGCUUCAUCUCCUAAACAUGUCUCAGAAGGUUCUUUUCAUCCCUUCCAAGCAGGCACCUUUCGAAGUCGGAACCGCCGAAAUUCACAAGCCUGGCCACGGCGAGAUCCUCAUCAAGGUUCAAGCCAUUGGGCUGAACCCGAUCGAAUGGAAGCAGCACGCGUUCGGCCUCCUCAUCGACAGCUACCCCGCUAUCGUCGGCCAGGAUGCCGCCGGUGUUGUCGAGGAAGUUGGUGCUGGCGUGACUAACUUCGUCAAAGGGGAUAGAGUUGCUGCCAGAGGCGCCUUCAACAGCAACGCGCACGCGACCUACCAGCAGUACAUGCUUGCGCCUGCUGAUUUAUCCGCCAAGCUUCCGUCUAACAUCUCCUUUGAGGAAGCCGCUUCACUCCCCACAGGCGUAGAUACAGCAACAGUUGGCCUUUUCGGGCCUAUGGACGCCAAGCUCAUUUCGCCGGUUGAGACUCUUGGCGCUUACAAGGGCCAGUCCAUCCUGAUCAUUGGUGGCUCUGGCUCUGUUGGUGCCUACGCCAUCCAGCUUGCUCGCCUCUCCGGUUUCACCACCAUCAUCGCGACCGCCUCUGCCCGCCACGAAGCGUACCUGAAGUCCCUUGGCGCAACGCACGUCAUCGACCGCAACCUUCCCGAAGCUGAGGUUACCCAGGCAGUUGCUAACAUAUCCAAGGGCAUCAAGGUUGUCUUCGACACCAUCACCGAGGAAAAUACGCAGAAGAUCGGUUGGGCGGUGCUCGCCUCCGGCGGACACAUGUGCACGACACAUGUGACAUCCAUCAAGCCCCAGGAAGGUGACAGUCGCAAAGCGAAGUGGGUGCUCAGCGUGCCUACUAUGCCACCGAACAGGCCGGUCUGUAGUGCUAUGUGGGCCCAAUUUACCAAGUGGCUUGAGGAUGGCUCUAUCAGGCCCAACAAAGUCGAGGUUAUCCCUGGCGGCCUCGAGGGCAUUGCCGCUGGUUUGGACCGUCUGAAGACCGACCAGGUCAGCGGCGUCAAGUUGGUCGUGACCCUGUAGCUGGUUCAAAGGUACAAGAUGUAUGCAAACUCCGUAAUCAAGCACCGCCUCGGCAAGUAAAGUAAAUGUGAUCUAAGUAGUAAAUUCGAAUGUCGAAGUGUUCCAUCC
Messenger RNA from Coniophora puteana RWD-64-598 SS2, 1139 nucleotides. Its product is annotated as GroES-like protein. Gene Ontology annotation, molecular function: oxidoreductase activity, acting on NAD(P)H. The transcript is spliced from 5 exons. The record is from RefSeq and is a predicted model, not a curated record. The coding region runs from base 21 to 1031 and encodes 336 amino acids. NCBI's taxonomy places the organism in Eukaryota, Fungi, Basidiomycota, Agaricomycetes, Boletales, Coniophoraceae.